ACUUAAAACUGGCAAAAUGCUAAUUCAUGUUCUACGAGUUGCGUUGCUUGCAGUUACAUUGACCAGUGCUCUAUCUGAAAAAUUCUUAACCGAGAAACCCGCUGAUUUGGUACCCUGCUCGACAAAGGAUCCCAAGUUUAAUAAGUGUCUAGUCAAAAAUCUUCAAACUAUAUUUAUUAACUGGAAAGAUGGCAUCCCCGGUUCAGAUAUAGUUGGACCCAUAGAUCCAUUUACUAUUAAUUUUGAUUUCUGGACCAAAUUAUUCGGCAGUGAACUUAGCAGCCUCGGGAUUGAUAUAAAUUUUACUGAUAUUGUUGUCAAAGGCAUGAGUCAAGCAGUUAUUACGGAGGCUAGCUAUGAUCCUUCCAAAUACGAAGCUAAGGUUGCGUUUAACAUUCCAAAGCUCAGCUUUUACUUCGAAUACACUGUACAGGGAAAUGGAUCUACUAAUAAUGUGCAACUUUACAGUAAAGACGAUGGUACAAUAGAAUUGAGCGACUUAUUAUUGGAAUAUGAGAUGACACUUAAGCCGAGAGUUACACCUGAAGGAACAUUUUUCGAUGUGGAACACUUGAAAGGUGAUUUCAAAGAUGUAGCCAAAAACGAUUUGGAUGAGUCGAUUGUGGAAAAGGAAACUAGUUUAAUCGAUAUUGACUGGAGGGAAUUGUAUCGUUCAUUUCAAGAAUUUUAUGGCUCUCCACAUGAGUCGCUGUUGCUCGAUCGGGUCAAAAAAGAUAUUAAGUUAUAUUCCAGCCACUUAUAUUAUCGAUAAUAUUCAUUAAUUCCUGUGAUUGAUUGAUCAAUAUUUUUUUAAAGCUAAUAAAGCCUAUAUAAUUUUUGUUUU
Messenger RNA from Drosophila nasuta, 844 nucleotides. RefSeq lists its product as uncharacterized. NCBI's taxonomy places the organism in Eukaryota, Metazoa, Arthropoda, Insecta, Diptera, Drosophilidae. Gene Ontology annotation, biological process: multicellular organismal reproductive process. Bases 17 to 772 code for a protein of 251 amino acids. The record is from RefSeq and is a predicted model, not a curated record. The transcript is spliced from 4 exons.